AACUCCACCGUCCACCUUUGGUUCUUUCUCCAACCCCUAGUCCAUCCCGUGUUAAGUUAUCUAUAUAUAGCAGGCACGAUUAUGGUUUCUUAGCUCCAUCUCGGAUUCUUCUGAGGUUGAAAACUAGUUUAUGUGUCCAUGGAUUCCAAAUCCUCUCCUGUUGAGAUGUUUUUCUUUCCCUUUGUAGGAGGAGGCCACCAAAUUCCCCUAAUAGACAUGGCAAGAAUGUUCGCAGCCCACGGCGCCAUCCCCACCAUCAUCACGACCCCAAAGCACGCCCUGUACUUCCAAAAAUCCAUCCUCCGUGACCAACAAUCUGGCCGCGCAAUCUCCAUCCACACCCUCCAGCUACCAGAAGGUGUUGAUUUACCAGAAACCAACAUGUCUGCACCACCCAGCACAGAUACCUCCAUGCUACUAGAACCACUGAGGAACUUGCUGCUCCAAACCAGACCCGACUGCAUCGUCCACGACUCAUUCCACCGCUGGGCUGCAGAUGCAAUCGACAACCUUGGGAUUGGGAUUCCGAGAAUUGUGUUCAACGGGAACGGUUGCUUCCCUCGCUGCGUGCAAGAAAAUAUACACAGAUUCAAGCCGCAUGAGAAGGUGGAUUCUGAUUACGAACCUUUUCAGAUUCCAGAUCUUCCCGAUCGGAUUGAAUUAACCAAAUCUCAGCUUCCAAUGUUCCGAAUCAGACAUAUGAACGGUGGCGACGGCGGUCCUAAGAGAAUGCAUAAACCCGACGAGAAAAAUUUCGGGGUUGUGGUGAAUAGUUUCUAUGAAUUGGAAUCGACAUAUGUAGAAUACUUCAAGAAAGAAUUGGGGAAUAGGGCAUGGCUCGUCGGACCAGUGUCCUUAUGCAACAGAGGCGUCGACGAUAAAGCUGAGAGAGGGCGAAAGGCCUCCAUUGACGAGCAGAGCAUUCUCAAUUGGCUCAAUUCUAAAGAACCCAACUCCGUCCUUUACAUUAGUUUCGGAAGCUUAGCUCGAUUAGCCCCAGAUCAACUCCUCGAGAUUGCCUACGGUCUUGAGUCUUCCGGCCACUCGUUCAUUUGGGUGGUCGGCGAAAUCUUCAAAUCUGAGGGGAAAACUGAUGGAAAUUGGCUUCCGGCCGGAUUUGAAGAGAGGAUUAAGGAAUCUAAGAGAGGAAUGAUAAUCAGAGGAUGGGCACCGCAAUUAUUGAUACUAGAGCAUGCUGCAGUGGGAGGGUUCGUGACCCACUGCGGUUGGAACUCAACAUUGGAGGGGGUGAGCGCUGGGGUUCCUAUGGUUACAUGGCCGAUAACGGCAGAGCAGUUUUCGAAUGAGAAAUUGAUAACUGACGUGUUGAAGAUUGGAGUCAAAGUGGGGAACCUGGAGUGGGCUUCGUGGAGCACAGAGCCCACGGCGGCGGUGGGUAGAGAGAAAGUGGAGGUGGCGGUGAGGAGGCUGAUGGGUGGCGGUGAAGAGGCGACAGAGAUGAGAAGGAAAGCUAGGGAGCUUAGGGAGAAGGCUAAGAGAGCCGUGGAAGACGGUGGCUCCUCGUACAAAGAUGCCGAUGCUUUAAUUCAGGAGCUGAACGCUCGCCGGAAACCCGAAUGAAAUUAACCAUGACAGGAUUCAUAGUUUACAGGAUGAUUGUAAAUUAAGAGUGGGCAGUGAAAUUAUUAAAUUAUUCUUCAUAAAAUAAUAUAAGAUAGAGUUUAUUUGAUAGAUGGUAAUAAAUAUAUUAUUUUAUA
Molecule: messenger RNA, 1718 nt
Organism: Rubroshorea leprosula
Lineage: Eukaryota; Viridiplantae; Streptophyta; Magnoliopsida; Malvales; Dipterocarpaceae
Source: the annotation of a GenBank genome assembly